AUGGCAGAUUUUGACCCCAGCAAGAAGUAUCAGGAGCAAGAAGAGACAUUUUUUGACGACGGUCGCGAGAUCGACUUGCUGCACUUCGUCUACAACAAGCCAGACGUUGGCGAAAUCAGGGGCUCCCCAGCAAAAGUUCUUGCCGCUAUCGACGAGUAUGCUAGAAACCAGAGAUAUCUCAUGAAUGUCGGUGAAGACAAGGGCCGCAUUGUGGCAGAUCUAAUUGCCAAAGUCAAACCAAAAGUCAUGGUUGAACUUGGUGGCUAUGUUGGCUAUUCGUGCAUUCUCUUCGGGGAAGCUGUACGCAAAGCUGGUGGUGAGAGGUAUCUCAGUCUCGAGAGAAAUCCCGAAUUUGCAGCUGUUAUUGCGUCUCUCGUCGACCUCGCGGGCUUGAGCGACACUGUCAAGGUUAUUGUCGGGUCAAGCGAUACCUCAAUCAAGCGCCUAUAUGAGAAUGGCUCCUUAUCCCGGAUUGAUCUUAUGUUCCUGGAUCACUACAAGCCUGCCUACACGACAGACUUGAAGCUGUGUGAAGAAUUGAAACUGAUUACGCCUGGAACUGUCUUGGCGGCCGAUAAUGUCAUCAAACCUGGAAAUCCGCCAUAUCUUGAGUAUGUCCGCAGCAAUGUCACCCAGAAGAAGACUGCAGUCAAAACAGCCGAGUCAGUCAAUGGCGUUGACACCCGGUUUGCCGACAGGACAGCGAAGCAAUAUCUUCAGCGUGAGGGAGAAGCAAAACUAGAUGAGGCUCGAAAAGGCGAUCCAUACCUAGUCUACGAGAGUCAGCUAAUCAACAGUUUCGAACCCUCAGGUGUUCCAGUAAGAGCCGAUCCUCGUAUUCUUGCAGGGCCACGGCUAACAGUUUCACAGGAUGGUAUUGAGAUCACCCGUUGUGUGGGUAGAGUGGAAGUCUUGUAA
Messenger RNA from Exophiala aquamarina CBS 119918, 918 nucleotides. Its product is annotated as catechol O-methyltransferase. The coding region runs from base 1 to 918 and encodes 305 amino acids. NCBI's taxonomy places the organism in Eukaryota, Fungi, Ascomycota, Eurotiomycetes, Chaetothyriales, Herpotrichiellaceae. The transcript has 2 exons. Gene Ontology annotation, molecular function: O-methyltransferase activity. The record is from RefSeq and is a predicted model, not a curated record.